Messenger RNA from Sphaeroforma arctica JP610, 5132 nucleotides. RefSeq lists its product as hypothetical. Gene Ontology annotation, molecular function: pyridoxal phosphate binding; transaminase activity. The transcript has 3 exons. Lineage: Eukaryota; Ichthyosporea; Ichthyophonida. The record is from RefSeq and is a predicted model, not a curated record. Gene Ontology annotation, cellular component: mitochondrion. Bases 266 to 3940 code for a protein of 1224 amino acids.
UGUCAGUGAGCACAUAUUCCUGCCACAUAUAGUAGUUUACGACGUGGAACUGAAGCCUACUGUAAGGUGCAAACACUAAACUGUACCUCUGAAUGGAAGAAAAGAAAGAAGCUAAAUGUAUCAAAAGAUAUUACAACUACAAAUAGGUCUCAACUCUCAAGUGUGACAAUGAGAGCUGCAAGUUGCAUUAUAAAAAGGUAGAGCAACUUCAUACAAGCUGCUAGUGAGCGAAAAAUAUUGAUCAGUCGUCUCGGGGGAAACUACCAUGAAGGCGUCAAGCAAGCAGCAUCGGUUCAAACCAUUCCGCGAUACCAAACCUCACUCACCUGAAGUACUUGAGGCCGUGGGUUUCUAUAUAGCCCGUAAAAAUGCCGAACUAGCACACGAAUCGACUGAUACGAGUAUAUUAGAUUCGGCACACAAUCAAGAGGAAUACAUAGAUAUAGGAAAUAUUGGCGACACCACUGAACGUGAGCCAAAUUGUGGGCCGGGUUGCUCCUCUGAAAUAUUGCACGACCAUGAUCUACUUAAUGCGCACGAGUGUUUAUCCACCUGCGCCGAGAAGUUUAACGGUCUCAAGAGGUCGCUGAUAGUUUCCAUUUGUUCUUUAUUGCAAGAUGGAGAUGUGCACUUGUUGCCACAGGCUGCGGUGUUAGGUGGCUUGGGCUCCUCUGUGUUACUGGUACAUGUACCCAGGCAUGUUGAUGCGUACGAAAUGGACGUGCAUAUGCCGCAGAAUACAGAGGAACUAGGUAGUCACACAACGACACAUACUGGUCAGACAACUGAUGCUGCUAACAAGGAUACACUAACGCAUGCAAAAAGUAACGCUAUUACCAAUAACAAGCAAUUUAGCAAUGCCUUAGGAGUGCAGUCGAAGUGUGAAGAGGUGGAGGUGAAGGUAAGUAGCCGUUUCGUUGCUAACGUACAACGCACCCUAGGAGUGACACCUUUGGUAAAUGUUGCGGCACAAGCUAUGCGCAAUAAAAAUGACCCGAUCAAAGCGGCUGCUUGUAUUGUAGGGGCAUACAACAGUGUGAUCCCUUUAGGUAAUGCUGAGUUGCGAAUGUUAUUUCCACUCAUGUGCGCACGGUUGUGCUUGGAGGCAGUGGCCGAGGACUCCGCCGAAGGACUACAUACGGGCGACUCUGUAGUACCAGAUAUUUGUGAGGUGUCAGGUGCAGCUAAAGAUGGAACUCGGCAAUUUACGGAUACAGCUCAGAGCAGCAUCCCGGCAUUGGAUGAUAGCACGUGGGAUACACUGCGCAUACUGAGUCACAUACCGCCCGCAAUGGCCUACUAUAGGCUGCGUCACGCGUGUGGGUUCACCCCCGUGUUACAAAGUGACUUAGUAGCAGACUGGCUACGAACCCAUUCCGAAGAACUGGCACCUGUAUUGCAUCCAAUGAAUACACACAGAGAAGCUCUGUGGACGGAUACACACGUGUUUGAUUUGAGUGUAGGGAGUCCGUUAGUGGCAGGCCAUGCUAAUGCUUGUGCUCUGGCAACGGCGAUGCGCGAAGAGAUGCUGGGGACACAAGCGCAACAGAAGGUCGACAAUAAUACUCAGAGGUGUCGAUCAAAAAGCAAAGGACCAAGUAACUGCGGAACAAGAGGUGACAGCCCAGGCCACAGCGCUGAUCAUUGUGAACAAAAGGCUGAGUAUAGUGGGAUUAGUGAGUGUGAGGGCGAGGGUGGGUGGAUGGGUGUUGGUGUGGGGCGGUAUAAUGAAGCUCGCCUUCUUAGUACGUCGAAUAUAAACACAAGUGUGUACGAGGAGAUGCCAGAGCAACGUACCAUUGCGCUUGGGAUAGACUUGUUUCCCCUGUGUUCUUUGGGUGUGGAAACGAGCACAUUGGGAAGCAAGUAUUCGUCAGUACUUGAGGAUACACAGACAUGUACAGGCAUAGGGACGGUAGUGUAUGUAUACGCACCGUUGGAAGGUACAGUAGACAGUGUGAGCAGGUCUGGUGAACGCGGGUAUACGGUUGUGCUCAAGCAUACCGUUGGUAAAGAAUUGACAUUCUACACACUUUACGGGAAACUGUCAUUCGAAAGUGAGAGCUGCAAUGCGGUGGUGGUUGGCGCCACCAUUGCUAAGGGAGAGAGACUGGCGUGUAUUAGUACCGCACCGUAUAUGACGGGCGCGACAGAUACAGCUACAACAUCGCACACCAACAACGAGGAACACUGCCUGCCGCCAAGCUUGCACUUCCAACUUAUAACGGACAUCACGUGCGUGCAUGAGUGUGCGGAACCUUGCUCUUCCGCGGAUGGGGAGUACUCAGGCUCCGUUGAUCAGAAUUCUCAAGUAAUCACUGUAUGCUCCCCCAGCGAGCGCGCUGUAAUGUUGAGCAUCUGCCCGGAUCCGAACCUUAUCUUGGGCAUACCCGCGCAUUUCUUCCCUCCGCCAAUGGAAAGCAAGGAUUCGCUGCUGGCGUCACGAAGAGCCCACGUGGGCAGGAAUCUGAGUGUGUCAUAUGGCGAUGAGAACGCCUUGCACAUAGCACGUGCGUCGCAACAGUUUCUAUACGACGUAGACGGCCGUGCCUAUCUGGACUUGGUCAACAAUGUGUGCCAUGUAGGCCAUGCAAACCCCAGGGUAGUGCGUGCGGCUACUAGACAGAUGGCUGUGCUCAACACCAACACGCGGUAUGUCUACGACAACUUGACACGGUAUGCUGAGAAGCUCACGGCCACUCUCCCAGAGACAUUGAGCGUGUGUUUCUUUGUCAAUUCCGGGAGUGAGGCGAAUGAUCUGGCCCUACGCAUGGCCAGGGAACACACAGGGAUGAGGGAUGUGAUUGCGCUCGGUGCGGGUUACCAUGGCAAUCUGAGCUCGCUGAUUGAUAUCAGUGCGUACAAGCACGAGGGGCCUGGGGGUAAAGGCCCGGGAGAUAGUGCGCACGUGGCACUGAUGCCGGAUCCGUAUAGGGGCAAGUAUAGAGGUAUGGGUAGAGAUACGGGUGAGAAGUAUGCCAGCCAUGUGAAAGAUAUACUGGAUGGGUACACUAAGCCGUGCGACUCAGACACGGAUGAUAGAGUGCACAGUGAUAUGCAUAGCUCGGCAGACGCAGAAGAGAAAUGUCCAGCACACACAGACACUACAGAUUCACACACAGGCCAACCGGGAGAUGUCUCAGGUGUGCGUGCCACACGCACAAGCACGCACACGCCAUACACAGACACUGAUACACCACACACAGGCACAGCACAUAGAGCACUCGUGCGACGAGGGGUGGGGGCGUUCAUUGCUGAGAGUGUGCUGGGCUGCGGCGGUCAGGUGGUGCUGUGCGAUGGUUAUCUGCAGAGUGCGUACAAGCACGUGCGGGCGAACGGCGGCGUGUGCAUCGCCGAUGAAGUGCAGGUGGGCUUUGGACGCGUGGGGUGCAAGUUCUGGGGAUUCGAGACGCAGAAUGUUGUUCCAGACAUUGUGACGAUGGGAAAGCCAAUCGGAAACGGCCAUCCCCUGGGUGCAGUGGUAACAACACGCGCCAUCGCCGAGAGCUUCGACAACAAAAUGGAAUACUUCAACACCUUUGGCGGUAACCCUGUCAGCUGUGCCGUGGGUCUCGCAGUACUGAACGAGAUACACACCAACCAACUACAAGCACACGCCCAAGAACUCGGGGAAAGGUUGCUUAAGGGGCUCAAAGACCUUCAAACACGGCACCCUCUCAUCGGGGAUGUGCGAGGACUGGGCUUGUUUGUGGGGGUUGAGUUGGUGCUGAACAGAGACUCGUACCACCCAAUACCCGCGGACAAACACGCCUCACACGUGGCCAAGCGCGUGCGAGACUUUGGUGUGCUGAUCUCGAUCGAUGGGCCUGAUCACAAUGUACUCAAGAUGAAGCCCCCGCUGGUGGUGACUGCGCAGGACCUCGACCGUCUCGUGAGUGUGCUGGAUAGAGUGCUAGGGGAAGACGCGCUGCAGUUGUGAGGACAGUCAGUAUGCGCACUGGUUGGACUAAGCAUCGUAAGGGAGUGUGAGCGGAUUCUUGUUUCUUAGAUUUGGUUUGGUGUUCUCCAGAGAAAGCACGGAUUUAAAUGCUGUGCCAAUAGUUUGAAUGGCAGUUGGUAGUUGUUGCGCGCGAUCCUGUUUUUUUCUAUUGCGGCAGCUGUUUGCUUAAGCCAGGGAUGUCAGACAUCCGCGAGGGCAAACAAUCGAAAUCGCGUGUCUUCUCUCUACUAGUACAUGUCGAGUGUCAUAUGGUUGCUACCAAUGGCUCAGUGAACAAUCUGCUGAGGUAAACAUCCAUAAAUGGAGACUAUGAACGACAACGAUUGUCCAGAAGGUUUAGCAGAAAAUACAUUCCGCGAAGAUGCGAUCAAAUCGGUUACCAAUCAGCCAUACAGCGAUAUCUUACGUAGGUAUCUACGCACUCACACACAAAUGGAUAGAAAGUGUGCACUUUGCAAAACAGUCUCCAUGCGCGUCUGCAGCCCGCCUCCCUCUUACACACGCACACACGCGCGCGCGCACACAGCGUCCAAUUAUUGAAUGUAUUGUAUGCACACGGCAACUUCCGUCUCACCGUCUAAGGAGCAUUCUGGAGGUGAUGCACUGCAUAUGUGGACAGGUGAUUUAUCAAUCUAUCACCACGUAGUAAUAGUGAGAAAUCGAAUUCGCCAGCAAUACUCCAAGCGAGCCGACUCCCAGUUGACCUCGCAGUUCAGCCGGCCAAACGAGUGCAGGCAAUUAGAUCUAGCCGUAGCGGCGCAAUGCUAUGCGACAUUGACCACCAUAGCACAUCAGGCAUUGCGUGGCUUUUAUCAUAGGGCAUGUCUGGCGGAAGUGGCACGGGAGAGAAUGUGUGCGCUGGAGAGAAUGUAACCUCACUCUUCCUUUAAUGUUCCGUUGUGCUGGUCUGGAGAUAACAUGUUAUUUCUGACCCGUUGCAUUGCGUACGGCCCUUGCGUAGAGUGUUGUGAUAUAUGGGAGGGGUGUAUUAGACACACGGAUGUCCUGUGCAGUACGCAGGGGUUUAGAGUGCAAGGCCAGUUGCGAGAAGCUCCAUGAUAGCGUGAGCCAAGUUUUCCAGUCAAUAGCAGAAAUGCCUAUCUGCAGCUUUCAUCUUCUGCAUACAUGCCUACAGAUGGUCUUUCCAAUGUUGCCGGGCCUGGAUAUUUGU